Scutellospora calospora is the source of this 287-nucleotide messenger RNA. The record is from the annotation of a GenBank genome assembly. Lineage: Eukaryota; Fungi; Glomeromycota; Glomeromycetes; Diversisporales; Gigasporaceae.
UGAAACGCGCCGCCGUUUCAGGUGGUUACGAUAGUUACAGUUAUUAUAAUGAUUACAGUAAAGAUUAUGAUGAUUACUAUAAAGAUUACAAAGAUUACGGUAGCUAUAAAGUGAAACGCGACGCCGUUUCAAGUGGUUACGGUUACUAUAAUGAUUACAAUGAUUACAAUGAUUACAAUGAUUACGGUGACUAUUACGAGAAGAGCGAUGACUACGAUAAGAGCUAUGACUACGAUAGGAGCUAUGACUACGAUAAAAGCUAUGACUACGAUAAAAGCUAUGACUAG